Molecule: messenger RNA, 711 nt
Organism: Rhagoletis zephyria (snowberry fruit fly)
Lineage: Eukaryota; Metazoa; Arthropoda; Insecta; Diptera; Tephritidae
Source: RefSeq, a predicted model, not a curated record
AUGAAUACUCUGUUUGAGUCUGCGGAUCACUUUACCCGCACGCUGAAUGAUCGUCUUGAGCCUCGAGUCAAGACCCAUCUGAAGCAUGUCUACUCUACGCUGACCGCCACGGUCCUGUCGGCGUCCCUGGGCGCCUACCUGCACCUGUACACCAACUUGGCGGCCACUCUGCUCUUUGUGACACUUGGCCUGUGCUUGGCCCUGAUGUUCACCAAGGACAAUGGCAAAAACCGAAACCUUCGCCUGGGCUACCUGCUCGGCAUUGGAUUUUUCUCUGGCUUUUCAAUGGGACCACUGAUCGAGAUGACUCUGUACAUUGACACGAGCAUCUUGCCGACGGCCAUCCUCUCGACGGCCUUCAUCUUUGGCUGCUUCACGCUGAGCGCAAUCUUCUCGGACCGCCGUCAGUCCCUCUAUAUCACCGGACUUGCCAGCUCUGUGGCUACAUUUGUCUUCUCGCUGGCGUUGAUGAACAUCUUCCUCAACUCCUACUUGAUCUACAAAACAAGUCUUUAUUUAUCUUUUGGGGUGAUGUGCGCGCUUGUAAUCAUAGAUACAGUUCGCAUCAUCGACUUGCGUGCUCGUGGCGAUACUGAUUACAUCAUGCACGCUUGCAUGCUUUUCCAAGAUCUGGUUCAAAUCUUCCGCCACCUGCUGGUCAUCCUCUCUGAGAAGGAUCGCUCAAACAAGCGAAAGAAGCAGCGCGAUUAA